Messenger RNA from Prunus avium (sweet cherry), 1597 nucleotides. RefSeq lists its product as uncharacterized. The record is from RefSeq and is a predicted model, not a curated record. NCBI's taxonomy places the organism in Eukaryota, Viridiplantae, Streptophyta, Magnoliopsida, Rosales, Rosaceae.
CGUGUGGCCAAAAAUAAUAUACAAACCUUAAUCAGUCUUCUUCCUAUUAUCUAACAUUUUCAAAGCAAACUUCUUUAUCUUUCUCUCACACUCCAACAUGUCGGAGUGGGGUCAUCAAAACCUCAACCCAGAAGCAAUGCCGGAGCCCAAGACCCGACCCGUGGGCGGAACCGAGUACAGCUGGUGCAAAGCCGUCCCCUCUGGCACCGGCAUAACAGUUCUAGCCCUCCUCCUCUCCAAACCCCCAAACUUCUCAAUUCUCCAAACUGCCCUCCAUAACCUCCAAAAUUCCCAUCCCGUCCUCCGCUCCAAACACCUCUUCGAUCCCACCACAAACACCUUUUCCUUCGUCACACCCCCAACUCCCCACCUCCAAAUCCAACCGUUCGAUCUCCCAUCGACGGCUCUCAUUCUCCAAAACCAAAGCCAGCCCAACAUCCCCGCGUUCCAUCUAAUCCUCGAGCACGAGCUCAACAUUAACACGUGGCGCAAUCCCAACCCUUCGUUGGACGCUGACACGGACGUGCUAUUUGCGAGUGUGUACACUAUAAGCGAGUCCCGGUGGGCCCUGGCGCUCCGCGUGCACACGUCAGCGUGCGACCGCGCUGCGGCCGUGGCGCUGCUGAGGGCGCUGUUGGCAGAGAUGAAGUCGAAAGUGGGAGGAGGGGCAGAGAGGGAAGUAAAGGGAAAUGGGGAGGUCAGUUUGGGAAUUGAGGAUUUGAUCCCAAACGGGAAGGCGAACAAGCCGUUUUGGGCGCGUGGCGUGGACGUGCUUGGGUACUCUUUGAAUUCGCUGAGGCUGUCGAAUCUGGAUUUCAAAGACGCGAGCUCGGCGAGGUUUUCUCAGGUGGUGAAAUUACAGAUAAACCCACAUGACUGCCAGAGGCUUCUUGCUGGUUGCAAAUCUAGAGAAAUAAAAUUAUCUGGAGCCUUGGCGGCUGCUGGAUUGAUUGCUGCGCAUGCCUCUAAGCACCUCCCGGAUCAUCAAUGGGAGAAAUAUGCUGUUGUAACUCUCCUUGACUGCCGCUCCAUUCUUGAACCACCCCUCAGUUCCAAUAAUCUUGGGUUUUAUCAUUCUGCCAUCAUGAAUACGCAUGACAUAAAUGGAGGAAACACACUGUGGGAGCUGGCAAAGAGAUGCUACGUUGCCUUUGCAAAUGCCAAGAACUCAAACAAGCAUUUCACAGAUAUGUCAGACCUCAACUUCCUCAUGUGCAAGGCUAUUGAAAACCCUGGCUUGACCCCGUCAUCAUCGAUGAGAACUGCGUUUAUCUCAGUGUUCGAGGACCCUGUGAUUGAUGAUUCUAGUGAGGUGCACCAAGAGCUUGGAGUGGAGGACUACGAGGGCUGCGCUUCAGUCCAUGGCGUUGGCCCCUCUAUAGCCAUUUUUGACACCAUACGUGAUGGAGCGUUGAAUUGCUCAUGUGUUUAUCCAUCGCCAUUGCAUUCGAGGGAACAAAUGCAGGACUUGAUGGAUCGUAUGAAGAGCAUUCUUGUAGAUGGUUGUGAUGAUGUUGAGAGUGAGAGCUAGAUAUGGUUGUAUGAGCUGCUUAAUGAUGGAUUUCAAUCAUUCAUUGUGGUGCAGCACUAAGUUACU